AUGGGUCCUCGAAUUAAAAGGCGCCGCUUGACGGAUCCAGAAGAUCUCAGCGACGACAUCUGCCAGCCUGCGUCCCGUCUGGAAAAAGACAGCUGGAAUGGAUUUUGCGAAAUCGAAUCAGAACCGGCCUUGUUUAAUGUGAUGCUACGUGAGUUUGGGGUCAAGGGAGUAAAGAUCCAAGAAGUCGUUUCUCUUGAUGAAGAAAUGAUGGCAUUUCUCAAUAAUCCUGUUUAUGGCUUGAUUUUUCUUUUCCGCUGGCGUGAAGAUAACGACGGAAAGCAGGAAGCGACUUGCCCUGAUGGGCUGUGGUUCGCAAACCAAACUGCCAACAAUGCUUGUGCCAGUGUAGCACUACUAAACAUUGUCAACAACAUCCCAGAUAUUGAUCUCGGAGAGAAUCUACGGUCCUUCAAGGAAUUCACCAUGCCUUUCACCCCAGCUCUGCGUGGGGAUGCAAUCAACAACUUUGAGUUUGUCAAAAGGAUACAUAACUCAUAUGCACGAAAAAUGGACAUUCUAAAUUCAGAUCUGCAGCUUAAGACUGAAGCUACCACGAGAAAAAAGGGGUCCAAGGGCCAGGCUGUUGAUGAAUCUGAUGCCACUUUCCAUUUUAUUGCAUUUAUGCCCGUGAUGGGACAGCUAUGGAAGUUUGAUGGCCUAGAGCGACAGCCAAGAGCACUCGGUGAGCACCACAACCGACAUGUUAGGAUGGUCCUACUAACUCUAGUAGGGGAAUGCUCUGAACACGACUGGUUGGAACUGGUGAAGCCCAAUCUUCUGGACCGAAUGGCGGCAUACGAAGAAGAAGAAAUUGAAUUUUCAAUCCUCGGACUUGUGCGCGACCCUCUCCCUGAUCUCAUCAAUGACUUGGCUAUCAACGUGAGAACCUUGGAAAUCCUCAAUCAACGUGCCACAUCCAUCCACCCAUCAUCAGAUGCACUGGCUUUGGAUGAAACUGUACUUGGCCCUGACCCUUCCCUAUCUCUGACACGCGAAGAGAUCGAUGCAGCGGUGAUCCCUCAGGAAACCCUUGAUGACUACCAGACGUGUUCCGAUGAGAAACUGCAAGCGUAUCAACGGACAAUCAGUAGGGGUCAACGAGAACUUCGUGUACGUAUUCGUGAAGAGCAACAGUCGCAUUGGUCGGAUGACGAGUACGCAGCUGGACGGCGGUUUGACUAUGGGCCUGCAGUGCGAACAUGGCUUCGACGCUUGGCGCAGAAGCAACAGCUACAGGAGCUUUCCGCCCUCGUGGCGUAUUGA
Messenger RNA from Penicillium vulpinum, 1263 nucleotides. RefSeq names its product ubiquitin C-terminal hydrolase 37. The coding region runs from base 1 to 1263 and encodes 420 amino acids. Gene Ontology annotation, molecular function: cysteine-type deubiquitinase activity. Gene Ontology annotation, cellular component: cytoplasm. Gene Ontology annotation, biological process: protein deubiquitination; ubiquitin-dependent protein catabolic process. The transcript has 5 exons. The record is from RefSeq and is a predicted model, not a curated record. NCBI's taxonomy places the organism in Eukaryota, Fungi, Ascomycota, Eurotiomycetes, Eurotiales, Aspergillaceae.